AAAAUUCCUUUUCUCUCUACAACUCACUACAGCCACGAUGAAGCAGAGAUUCUCGUCGCUAGACGUCAAGGUUAUCACCCAGGAGCUGGCGUCGGAGCUGGUCAGCCUUCGUGUGUCCAACAUCUACGACUUGUCUUCGCGCAUCUUUCUCUUCAAAUUUGCCAAACCGGACCACCGCCGUCAACUCAUUGUCGACUCUGGCUUCCGCACUCAUGUCACACAUUACUCCCGCACAGCAGCCACCACCCCUUCGCCCUUCGUAACACGACUGCGCAAGUUCCUUAAAUCGCGUCGCGUCACAAGCGUCGCUCAGAUCGGUACUGACCGAGUCAUCGACAUCUCCUUCAGCGAUGGCGCAUACCACAUGUUCCUCGAAUUCUUCGCGGGCGGCAAUAUUAUCGUGACCGAUCGCGAGCACACCAUCAUUUCAUUGUUCCGACAGGUCAAUGCGGCCGAGGGAGAGGAAGCGAAGCUUGGAAUCAAGUACAAUGUUACCAAUAAGCAGAAUUACGCCGGAGUUCCCGAGAUCACGUCGAGUCGGAUCACCGAGACGAUAGAGAGUGCGCAGGCGCUGUUUUCUCAAGAGGCCAAUGCUCCUAAGAAGACAAGGAAGAAGAACACAGACAUGCUGCGGAAGGCUCUUUCUCACGGUUUCCCUGAGUUCCCACCGCUCUUGCUAGAUCAUGCGUUUGCGGUUGUGGGGCUUGAUGCUGCGACCCCGCUUGACCAGGCCUUAGCCAGUGCGGAUAUCCUGCAGAAAGUGCGAGAGGUCUUGGAUGAAGCAGAGAGGGUCUCUAAGAGCUUCGAUGUUGGUGGGAGUCAUGCCGGCUAUAUUGUUGCCAAAGAGGACGACCGAGUGCCAGCACAAACGGAUGGUGAAAGUGGGUCGAAGACUCCAGGACUGUUGUAUGAGGACUUCCAUCCAUUUAAGCCGCGUCAGUUUGAGGAUAAGCCGGGCUUUAAGAUCUUGGAGUUUGAGCGCUUUAAUGCUACAGUUGAUGAGUACUUCUCGUCUCUGGAAUCGCAGCGACUCGAGUCACGGUUGACCGAGCGAGAGCAAGCGGCCAAGCGAAAGCUGGAUGCCGUUCGAGAUGAACAUCGGAAGCGUAUUGAUGCCUUGAAGAACGUACAGGAGCUUCAUAUCCGCAAGGCUGGUGCCAUCGAAGACAAUGUUUAUCGCGUCCAAGAAGCAAUGGACGCUGUAAAUGGCUUGGUAGCCCAAGGCAUGGACUGGGGUGAGAUCGCGCGGCUAAUUGAGAUGGAGCAGAGUCGAGGCAAUCCAGUUGCUCAGAUUAUCAAGCUGCCCCUUAAGUUGUACGAGAACACUGUUACUUUAUUACUUGGCGAAGGUGACGAAGAGGAGGAAGACGAGGAUCCUGAAUCUAGCGACGAGUCCGAUUCCGACUCGGAGGCCGAAGAAAGAGAGGAUCAAAAGAAGGCCGAUGUUGCUUCGCGUAUGCUGUCGAUUGAUAUCGACCUUGGUCUUACCCCCUGGGCAAACGCUUCACAAUACUAUGAUCAAAAGAAGCAAGCGUCGGAGAAACAGGAGAGGACCGCCCAGUCUUCUACCAAGGCCCUCAAGAGCCACGAAAAGAAAGUGACAGCCGAUCUCAAGAAGAGCCUGAAGCAGGAGAAGCAAGUUCUGCGACAGGCCCGUGAGCCGUUCUGGUUCGAAAAAUUUAUCUUUUUCAUUUCUUCCGAAGGCUACCUCGUUCUUGGGGCUCGAGAUGCCAUGCAAAGUGAAAUGCUCUACCGGCGGUACCUGAAGAAGGGUGAUAUUUUUAUCCACGCCGACCUAGAUGGCGCACUGCCAUUUGUGGUCAAAAACCGCCCUGGAAAUCCAGAUGCUCCCAUUUCUCCAAGCACACUUUCCCAGGCCGGUAAUCUAUGCGUUGCAACCUCGGUAGUAUGGGAGUCUAAGGCUGUCAUGGCUGCGUAUUGGGCGCACGCGGCCCAGGUCUCAAAGAUCUCCGAGCACGGUGGUGGAAUUUUACCUACGGGUGCUUUCCAGAUCAAGGGUGAGAAGAACUUCUUGGCGCCAUCGCAGCUCGUGCUUGGAUUCUCUAUUUUGUUCCAGAUAAGCAAAGAGAGUUUGAAGAACCACAAGAUUCACUUUGAUGCUGGCGAAAUCCCGGCUACGGAACCCAAAGAACUCCAAGAUCAGCCUUCUAGCACUUCGGAGCUCCCUGAACAGAAUGAUCAAGUGGAGAACUUUGAGAAUCCAGAGAAACAAGAGAAUGUGUCUGAUGAAGAAGAAGAGGAUGACGAAGAUGCCAACGGACCUGCCAGAAACCCUCUCCAACGUGGCGACUCCGAGCUUCCUGCUACCAAAACAGAACAGUCUACUGAAACUGAGCCUGAAUCGGACUCUGCAGAUGAAAUUACAAAAGAUGAGGAACUAGAGUCUGUGGUCAAGGCCGAGGUAGACCAGGACCUGGCCACCGAGGAGGCAGACGAGACAGAAGAAGCAGAAAACGAAGAAACCGCUUCCAAUGCCCAGGAGGCUCCAACAGAGAAAGACGAGGAGAAGCUUUCGGUCCGAGAGCGACGUACCUUGAGACAGGGUAAACCUAUCGAUCGACCAGGCCAAGCUGAACCAGCACCUACCCGCAUUGCACCUACGCGUGGCAAGCGAGCAAAGGAGAAGCGGGCAGCAGCGAAAUAUGCGCACCAGGAUGAUGAUGAACGUGAACUUGCUCUACGUCUCCUCGGAGCUGGCAAGAACAAGACUGCCAAGGCAGUUGCCGCCGCUGAAGCUAAAGCCAAGUACGAACAAGAAGUCGAAGCACGAACACAGCGACGACGAGCACAGCAUGAGCGAGCCGCUGCCGCCGAGCAAAAACGGCAAGCCGAGUUUGCCGAAGGCGGCGGCGACGACUACAAUGAAGAAACUGCCGCCACUGAAGCCGCAGACCUGAGCUGGCUUCCAGCCCUUGUCGGCACCCCGACUCCUGAUGACGAGAUUCUAGCUGCUAUCCCGGUUUGCGCACCAUGGGGUGCUCUUGGAAAAUACAAGUACAAGGUCAAAUUGCAACCUGGUGCUGUGAAAAAGGGCAAGGCUGUCAAGGAGAUCGUUGGUCGUUGGGUGUUUGAAACUACUACGGGCAAGGUCAAAAAGGAUCACGCUGAGGAUGUGGGUAUUCCUCGUGUUGAUGCUGAGCGUCUUCGCUCAAAGGAGGGUGAAUUGAUUAAGGGGUGGAAGGAUACCGAGGUCAUCAACACUAUGCCCGUGGGCAAGGUGCGUAUCAUGACUGCUGGCAGCGCUGGUGCUGGCGGUGGUGAUAAGGGCAAGGGCCAAGGAGGCGGUGGUAAAGGUGGUGGGGGUGGUGGAAGAGGUGGGAAAGGUUCGAAGAAGAGAUAA
Molecule: messenger RNA, 3361 nt
Organism: Penicillium pulvis
Lineage: Eukaryota; Fungi; Ascomycota; Eurotiomycetes; Eurotiales; Aspergillaceae
Product: putative DUF814 domain protein
Exons: 4
Coding region: 38-3361 (1107 amino acids)
Biological process (GO): rescue of stalled cytosolic ribosome; ribosome-associated ubiquitin-dependent protein catabolic process
Cellular component (GO): RQC complex
Molecular function (GO): tRNA binding; ribosomal large subunit binding
Source: RefSeq, a predicted model, not a curated record